This is a messenger RNA of Magallana angulata, 989 nucleotides long. RefSeq lists its product as uncharacterized. Lineage: Eukaryota; Metazoa; Mollusca; Bivalvia; Ostreida; Ostreidae. Bases 211 to 732 code for a protein of 173 amino acids. The transcript has 5 exons. The record is from RefSeq and is a predicted model, not a curated record.
AGAGACCAAUUUAUGAUAUGUGUGUUUUUGCAUAUACAGGAACUUCUUUCUUUUAUCCAAAGGUAUCCCAUGUUGACACCUGUGGGACAUUACGUAGGAACAUACAUAUAUAAACCUGCGGCGAAAUUUGCAAUCUAGAACGCGGAUUGUCUAGACCACAAGCUUGUGACCAACAGGACGGAUUAAUCUUGCAUCAAGAAAUAAGAAACAAUGGUGCACUGCAAGAUAUUCUCAACGAUUUUUGUCUACGUUAUAUUGGUGCAAAUGUGUGAGGGGCUUUGGUACCAUUUUCUCACGGGACAACCCGAGUCUGAAGAUAAAAUCAUAUUCAUGGACAAAGUCGUGAGUCCUGAUGGAACAGAGCAGAGGUUUGAGACGAGAUACAGCGGGACUUCUUGCUAUAAGGUGGGACCAAUUCAACUAAAAAUGGACAUUACACGUCCUAAGACUUUCAAAAAGUUCCUCAAUAAAUGUCAUAUGAGCGAUUUAAAGCUGAUGCACAAGAACUCGCCAACGGAGCCUUAUCAGAUAGUGAAAGUCGAUAACAAAAACUUCUAUAACACGACAGAUGGCGGUUGUGUCCCUAGCGUAGAAACCCACUACGUUGUUCUUCUUCAAACGAAAACUCCUGCUGACGAAACAUUAUUGCAAAUUCACAACGAUCUAUUAGGAAUGGGCAUCACUAUUUUACCGAAAAAUAAUUUAUCUGUUUGCCAACCAAAAAGAAAAUAAUGAUCGAUGAUGUCCUGUUCUUUUUUCAUUGGAAUAGAUGUGGUCAGAUGAUAUGUUAAUUUUUUUGUAACCGCAUGAAUAUUUGUAAAUGUAUUUCUGUAGAUAGUGAAUGGUGAUGGGAAAUUAUUCAUGGAUAUUUAUUCAAAAUGUAAGUUGUAAUCAUGUUGUAACAGAUUUUUAGAAAUAUAAUUUGUUUCCUGGUUGCUUUAUUUUAAUUUAUCAAUAUAUGCAUAGUAAAUAAAUAAACUAUUACCUUA